CCCUAGGGAUCAAAAGCAAAGUCUGGAACUAAAAACGAAGACGAAGAUCAAACCAAAGGUCAGUCCACGAUGCCGUCGGAAACCUUAAAGCCCAAGAUCCAGAUCCGCAACGUGUGGGCCCACAACCUCGAAUCCGAGUUCGCCCUGAUCCGAGACUGCGUCGACUGCUUCCCUUUCGUCGCCAUGGACACGGAGUUCCCCGGCGUGGUCUACCGCCCCCCCAAGCACCACCGCCUACUCACGGCCGGCGAGCGCUACGCCGCCCUCAAGACCAACGUCGACUCCCUCAACCUGAUCCAGGUCGGCCUCACCCUCUCCGACUCCGCCGGCAAUCUCCCGACCCUAGAUUCCGAAUCCGACACCCGCUACAUCUGGGAAUUCAACUUCAGGGACUUCGACAUCGGUCGCGAUCUCUACUCUCGGGAAUCGAUUCAGCUGCUGAAAUCGAACGGGAUCGAUUUUGAUGAGAACAAGGUUAACGGAAUCGAUUCGAGUGACUUCGCUGGAUUGCUGAUGUCAUCAGGAUUGGUUUUGAACGAAUCGGUGAAUUGGGUUACUUUCCACAGCGCUUAUGACUUCGCUUACCUGAUCAAAAUCCUGACUUGCAGCGAACUGCCGAAGAAUUUGGGUGAAUUUAUGGGGCUUGUUAGGGUUUAUUUUGGGGGAAAGGGUUUUUUUGAUAUGAAGCAUAUGAUGAGGUACUGCGAUGGAUUGUUUGGGGGGUUGGAUCGGGUUGCGGGUGUGCUUAGGGUGGAUCGGGUUGUGGGGAGGUGUCAUCAGGCUGGAUCCGACAGUUUGCUGACAUGGCAGGCUUUCUUGAGGAUGAGGGACUUGUAUUUUGUGAAGGAUGGUGGGAUGAAGCACGCUGGCGUGCUCUUUGGGCUUGAGUGUUUCUGAUAAAUAAAAUAUAAUAACAUUCUUUUGUUAAUAUUUAUAAGUUGUUUUUUUUUGAA
This is a messenger RNA of Asparagus officinalis (garden asparagus), 953 nucleotides long. RefSeq names its product probable CCR4-associated factor 1 homolog 11. The coding region runs from base 70 to 897 and encodes 275 amino acids. NCBI's taxonomy places the organism in Eukaryota, Viridiplantae, Streptophyta, Magnoliopsida, Asparagales, Asparagaceae. The transcript has a single exon. The record is from RefSeq and is a predicted model, not a curated record. Gene Ontology annotation, cellular component: P-body; CCR4-NOT core complex; CCR4-NOT complex. Gene Ontology annotation, molecular function: nucleic acid binding; poly(A)-specific ribonuclease activity.